Messenger RNA from Mercenaria mercenaria, 1353 nucleotides. RefSeq names its product galectin-5-like. Bases 144 to 641 code for a protein of 165 amino acids. Lineage: Eukaryota; Metazoa; Mollusca; Bivalvia; Venerida; Veneridae. The record is from RefSeq and is a predicted model, not a curated record. The transcript is spliced from 5 exons. Gene Ontology annotation, molecular function: carbohydrate binding.
GUCUAGACUUGGUAGCGGUUACCACCAUUGAAAAUAACGCCUUGUGGGCGGACCAAUUGUGAAUCUAAAUAUAAACCUUGGCUACCAGCACUACUUUAAGCUAAAUUGAUAUAGGAUUUGCAAGAGGAACGUGCAAGACAAAAAUGGCUUUAGUUCAUGUUCCGUACCCGGGCGAAAAUAAGUGUCAAGGGUUAUGUGGGCAAAAGAUAUACAAUCCUAGUGUUCCUGUCAGACAUGGCCUCGGGUGUAUUUAUCCGGGCAAGAUGAUUUUCAUCAGCGGAAUCCCAGAUUCGAAAUCGCCAAGGUUUUCUAUCAACUUCAAGAGUCAUAAGGGUGAAGUUAGGGGAAACGCUUUCCAUUUUGAUGUCCGCUUUGAAUACAAGGGGAGUAAAGAUACUAUCGUGAGGAAUGCCCGGAAUAAAGGCCAAUGGGGUAGCGAAGAACGUUCUCCAAGUAAACCCUUCCCUUUCAAACGUAAUGAGUUCUUCGAAAUGGUAGUUCUUGUCGAGGAGUCUUGUUAUAAGGUAGCAGUAAACGACCGGCAUUUGUUAGAGUUCAACCAUCGGUUAUCUUUGGAGGAAGUCGACACGCUUGUUAUCAGAGGCGAUGUCCGGAUUUGUAUGGUUAGAAUUCAAGGAUAAAGAAAUCACAAGAUUUUACCGUACAAAGAAGUUUCUCUGACAUUAUCGUUUUUCACUGUUUUAUAAUUAAGUGACAAUUUAACCUGCAGCUAGUAUUUGAUUUAUUCGUAUCAUUUCAAUUCUUUGAUUUAGUUUUCGUAAUUGUUGCGAAUUUCUUCCAACUUAUAUAAUAUGUGAGAAUAACUCCAGUUCAGUGGAUGCAUCAAAACUACACAAUAAUUGUCAAUAUUGUGGAUAUGAUUGAAGAAUUAUCAUCUUUGUGAUUGUUUAUCUUUACGAUUCCAGAAGAAAGACAAACUUGUAUUUUUAAAACUUAUGAAAGUGUUUUCAGUAGUACUUUAUGAAAAAGCAUUAUCCUUUUAUUCAAUUAAAUAUUAUCAAUGUGUUGUUAAUUGUUUCUCCUGUACAAACGACCUUUUAUUUUACCUUUUCCAUCCGACAGCAACAGCUCGUUUGAGGACCAUAAUUUGAUAUUGCAGUGAACAAGAGAAAUAACAGACAUGCUGGUCAGUUGACACAUUUCCUUAAGAGAGAUCUAAAACUUUAAAUGCAUUAACUUGUAAGUAUUGUCAGGUUCACUUGAGUCAUUCGUGUACUUGAUCCAUCGACAGUUAUCCUCAGAUUCAACAAUUCUCGCAAAACUUUGUUGCUGCAUAUGCAAAGUUCAUGACUAUGAUAUCAAAUAAAUUCCGAAUCAAAAGAAGUCAAAUAC